UGACUACGAUGUCGUUUUCUUGGCAUCUCUUGUUGGGGUGGACAAAGAGGCCAAACUCAAAGUGAUUGAACACUUGGAGAAUCACAUGGCUCCUGGAGCUCUGCUCAUGCUUAGGAGUGCUCGAGGCCUUAGAUCUUUCCUAUAUGUAGACGUUGAUCCUUGUGAUCUAAAAGGUUUCGAGGUCUUGGAAAUUUAUCACCCGUCCAUGUCUGAUGGCUUUGUGAACUCAGUGAUGGUCGCACGCAAAAUUAAUCAGCGAUUGAAUAAGCACGAGUGGUCAAGACUGGAGCCAUACUUGUGGAACAAGGCAGAUGAUGAUUUCCCUCAUGAGGCCCUCUCUUCCUAGUUCAAUAUUAGUUCUGUGUUUUUGUCAACGUGUUGACGAAAUCUAAAUUAGUUGUUGUUUUCUCUCUCUGCUUAUUGUUAUUAUUAUGUCUCUGUAUCAGCAAGACCAUUUUCUCAUAUUUUAAGAAAUUAUUUAGCCUGUGAA
Molecule: messenger RNA, 490 nt
Organism: Arabidopsis lyrata subsp. lyrata
Lineage: Eukaryota; Viridiplantae; Streptophyta; Magnoliopsida; Brassicales; Brassicaceae
Product: nicotianamine synthase 2
Biological process (GO): nicotianamine biosynthetic process
Molecular function (GO): nicotianamine synthase activity
Source: RefSeq, a predicted model, not a curated record